AUGACGUCCACCCUUGUAGCAAUCAUUGUGGUGCUGGCCAUCCGUGGGGCCCCAUUCUUCCCCAUCAAUCCUGAACUCGGCAUGGUAGCCAAGUUGAUUCUACAGAGUAACAACCCGAAGCGGACUACAAGGAACGAAACAUUGUGGCGUCACUCAUACGUCGAAUUGAUUGGCUGCCAAGGUAACGCAUGUUUACUCGAAUUUCUUUGAACAACGUCCUGGUGCUAUCCAGGUUUAUACAUGUUACCUGACUCUAUUUUUACUUGAUCCCUACGCUUCUGCAAUAUUUCACUAACAUGCGCGUGGGUUCUCUAUGUCUGGUCGUAAUAGUUUGUUUCAUGGCGCAGAUCAUCAGAAACACUUUGGUAACAGCAAUUCUAAAUUGCUAAUGUCUAAUAGAUUAUUCAUUUCAGCAGUCAUGA
This is a messenger RNA of Hymenoscyphus albidus, 422 nucleotides long. The record is from the annotation of a GenBank genome assembly. NCBI's taxonomy places the organism in Eukaryota, Fungi, Ascomycota, Leotiomycetes, Helotiales, Helotiaceae.